This is a messenger RNA of Mus musculus (house mouse), 6913 nucleotides long. It is a transcript of the gene Nbn, whose product is annotated as nibrin. The coding region runs from base 2687 to 4960 and encodes 757 amino acids. Gene Ontology annotation, molecular function: DNA-binding transcription factor binding; chromatin-protein adaptor activity; phosphorylation-dependent protein binding. Lineage: Eukaryota; Metazoa; Chordata; Mammalia; Rodentia; Muridae. The record is from RefSeq and is a predicted model, not a curated record. Gene Ontology annotation, biological process: telomere maintenance; negative regulation of telomere capping; t-circle formation. Gene Ontology annotation, cellular component: chromosome, telomeric region; nucleoplasm; PML body. The transcript has 14 exons.
UAAGCUCUGAAAAACUUUAUUCAGGAGUGGCAAUAUAAGCAUAAGCAAGAGGAGGCUCCAAGGGAGGGGAGAAGAGCCCGGGGGCUCCCUGGAGGUCAGGUGGCCAUCUUCUGCUCCUGGAACCAACAGUCACAGAGUCCUCUUUACCCACAAACAUUCUUACUGUUAGAACCAUGACUGGUCUCUCAGGAUUGUUUAUGUAAGCUAGAAACUUUCCACAAAGCCAAGGCUCCUGGCAAUGUAUUAUACCCCCCUCUCUCUCUCCUUUGCUGUAACCUGCUUACCUGGAAUUUUCACCAAGGAAUAUUGAUUUAGGGCUUUCUUCUGUUCUGUAACUAUAAAAGCUUCAGGAAACUAUGUCCGUGUGGGAACGGGGUACUUAGAACAACCUGUGUGCAUAUAUAUGUGGAGGUGAUGAUCACUCAUAUUUGACUUAAGAAUAUAGUAUCUUUUGUUCUUUGUGAAGUGAGAACAUCUAUGUCAGUUACCUGCCUCCUCAGAGUAGAACUCACCUCAAGUUUGCUUUACCUCCCAAUAAGUUUAAAGCACUUAGAACAUGCCGUGACCUAGAAGUAGACAGGAAAUGCUCACCGUUGUCCUGCCUGUGGAGAAUGGUUGCUAGGCCAGAAUGACGUGACAGGAACUGACAGUGUGGUUGUAAUAUCAUGUCUUUUUUUCAUGGUCUCCCAUGUUGUAAUCCACUAGUAAGUUGAACAAGAAAGUAAACAAACGACCUUAGAUUUUUGUUGCGUGGUUCUUUUUGUUUUUGAACAGAGUUGAAAUGGAACUUCAACUGUCCUGAUUGAGUGUUGUUUAGAAGUUCCUGAAGUACUGGUUAAUUCUGUGUUAGCUUUAUAAAAGCCAAUAUGCAGUACCUUGUGGACAUUUUUGAUUUGGAUUAAAUCAAGGCUCAUAUCUUCUGGGGUGAGGAAAGUGGUUGAAAUGAGUCUUCAGUGCCUCACAGCAUUGCAGUAUAGGCACAAUUAAGAAUAAGAAGCUUAGCAACUGAGCUGGGCCUGGUGGCACACACCUUUAAUCCUAGUGCUUGGGAGGCAGAGGCAGGCACAUCUCUAUUAGUUCAAGGUCAGCCUGGUCUACAUAGAGUUCCAGGCAAACCAUGGCUACAUAAUGAGACUCUCCCAACAAAACAAAACAACAGCAAGCUUAAUUUUCAAGCUCAGCUCUCUAUGUUGCAUAUAAAGGAAGAGGUCCCUUAGCGUAAAUGGUUGAUUGUCCACUAAGUGUUAGAUUCUAUGUGUUUCCAGAUUCUAGCAAACACAGACCAAAAAUACUAUUUUAAAAGUAUUUCUGCAGAACAUGUAUAGAUUAUUUUUCUUUAAACAAUAGAACCAGACAACUGUUUAAAUAUCACUUACAUUUUCCUAUAUAUCACAUGUAAUCUAACAGUUAAUUACAACUAUGUGGGAAGAUUUCUGUGCUGACAAUCAAAACAAUGAUGCAUUCAUGCUCUGUAAGAGCUCAUCUACUCUGCUUGUAGCUGUUUCAGCUCCAUACUUUAGCUUCCCAGAUCCUUUGAUGUCUCUUGCUGUGUUUCUGUAACUCUAUUGCAGUCAUUCUUUUUUUUUUUUUUGGAUAGGAUUUCUCUGUGUAGACCAGGGUGGCCUUGAACUCAGAGACUCACCUGCCUCUGCCUUCCGAAUGCUGGGAUUAAAGGUGUGCAUCACCACACCCAGAAGUUGAAGUCAUUCUUUAAUGGACACACACCCUUAAUGUAUGAUUUAUUAAUAUUACAACUGGAUUAAAAAACCCAUUUGUCAGUGCUGGAGAAAUGGCUCAGUGGUGAAGAGCAUUAACUGCUCUUCUAAAGGUCCUGAGUUCAAUUCCCAGCAACCACAUGGCGGCUCACAACCAUCUGUAAUGGGAUUCGAUGCCCUCUUCUGGUGUGGCUGAAGACAGCUACAGUGUACUCAUAUACAUAAAAUAAAUACAUAAUUAAAAGUGGGGGGAGAUGGAUGGCUCAGCGGUUAAGAGCACUGACAGCUCUUCCAGAGGUCAUGAGUUCAAAUCCCAGCAACCACAUGGUGGCUCAUAACCAUCUGUUAUGUCCUCUUCUUAAGUGUCUGAAGACAGCUACAGUGUACUUACAUAUAAUAAAUAAAUAAAUCUUUAAAAAAAAACUGUUUGCCAGUGGUCAACUAUUAAGGGAAAUUGGGACUACUUGGCAAAAAGCUUGUGGACUUAUUGUUAUUCAGUAAAUCCUGACAUUGUAUAAAGAUGUAAACAUGGUUCUGGUAUAAUACACUCAGGAUACAGUGGAAAAGAUUAAACAUAUUUUGACAUGAAAUCUUCAUCUUGACUGAUACUACACAUGAUGUAACUUUUGAAAAUACAGAAAAUAAUACACUCAACAGCACUUUGAUACAUCUAGUUUAAAAUCCACAUUACUUCCGAGCUUUUUAAACAUCACAGUUCAUUGAUUAAAGCGUCCAGUUCGGUCCAUCACAUUCCUGCCAGGACGCUUUCCGCGCUGCACUGCUGCAUCUUCAGCACUAGGUGGCGCCCCCGUCAGCGGCGCGCUCUGGCCGGUUCCCGCCUUUCCGAAGAACUUGUCAGAGUCCUGGGAACGCGCACGUCCCGGAGCCCGCGCCGGUGCAGCCCGGUGACCGCGCAGGCUGGGCAGCUGCGGUUGGCGUCGCACGUCGCGGGGUUCUGAGACGCCGGCCCCAUGUGGAAGCUGCUCCCGGCCGCCGGUGCGGCUCCAGGAGAACCAUACCGACUUUUGGCCGGCGUGGAGUACGUUGUUGGGAGGAAAAACUGUGGCAUUCUGAUUGAAAAUGAUCAGUCAAUCAGUCGAAACCAUGCUGUCUUAACAGUAAACUUCCCUGUAACCAGUUUGAGUCAAACAGAUGAAAUUCCUACAUUAACAAUAAAAGAUAAUUCUAAGUAUGGAACCUUUGUUAAUGAAGAAAAAAUGCAGACUGGUCUUUCCUGCACGUUGAAGACAGGAGAUAGAGUUACCUUUGGGGUGUUUGAAAGUAAAUUCAGAGUAGAAUACGAGCCCUUGGUUGUUUGUUCUUCUUGUUUAGAUGUCUCUGGGAAAACUGUUUUAAAUCAAGCUAUUUUACAGCUUGGAGGACUUACCGCAAACAACUGGACGGAAGAAUGUACCCACCUUGUCAUGUCGGCAGUUAAAGUCACCAUUAAAACUAUAUGUGCACUCAUUUGUGGACGUCCAAUUAUAAAACCAGAAUACUUUUCUGAAUUUCUCAAAGCAGUUGAAUCUAAGAAACAGCCUCCAGAUAUUGAAAGUUUUUACCCACCCAUUGAUGAACCAGCUAUUGGAAGUAAAAGUGUUGAUCUGUCAGGGCGACAUGAAAGAAAACAGAUCUUCAAAGGAAAAACAUUUGUGUUUUUAAAUGCCAAGCAGCACAAGAAACUCAGCUCGGCAGUUGCUUUCGGAGGUGGAGAAGCCAGGCUGAUGGCAGAAGACGACGAAGAGGAACAGAGCUUCUUUUCAGCUCCCGGAACCUGCGUUGUUGAUGUAGGAAUAACGAAUACACAGCUCAUAAUUUCACACUCCCAGAAAAAAUGGAUUCAUUUGAUAAUGGAUACACUUCAAAGGAAUGGUCUCAGACCUAUUCCUGAAGCGGAGAUUGGAUUGGCUGUUAUUUUUAUGACUACAGAGAAUUACUGUAAUCCGCAGGGCCAGCCUUGUACAGAAUUAAAGACAACGACUCCAGGACCAAGCCUUUCCCAAGUCCUGUCAGCCAAUGGAAAAAUAAUCCCAAGUGCUCCAGUGAAUAUGACCACAUACGUAGCUGACACAGAAUCAGAGCCAGCAGAUACAUGUAUGCCUUUGAGUGAAAGACCAGAAGAAGUAAAGAUCCCUGGACUGGAACAAAGCUCUAGGAAACUUUCACAAGAAACAUUCAAUAUAAAGGAGGCCCCUAAACCAAGCUCCAAAGCUAACAACGUAGCAUCAGAUACGCUGGUUAGAGGAAAGACCCCGAGCUAUCAGCUUUCUCCAAUGAAAUUUCCUGUUGCAAAUAAAAAUAAGGAUUGGACUUCUCAGCAGCAGCAGAACUCCAUCAAAAACUACUUCCAGCCAUGCACCAGAAAAAGGGAAAGGGAUGAAGACAACCCAGAGCUGUCCUCGUGCAAAUCAUCCAGGAUGGAGCUGUCCUGUUCUCUUUUAGAACAAACACAACCUGCCGGACCCUCACUGUGGAAAAGCAAGGAGCAUCAGUCUCAGAAUGCGACCCUGGACAGGGAAGCCGACACCUCAUCUGUGGGUGGGAUGGACAUAGAACUCAACAGGAAGAGUCCUGACAGGAAACCACUUCCCACAGAAACUCUUAGACCCAGAAAAAGAAAAGAUGUUGAUUUAGCUACAGAAGAGGAAGUCUUGGAAGAGUUACUGAGGAGUACAAAGCCAGAGUUGGCAGUUCAAGUGAAGGUUGAAAAGCAGGAGGCAGAUGACACCAUCAGAAAAAAGCCAAGGAUGGACGCAGAGAGGAAUCGGCCCCUGAAUGGUGGAUCAGAGCCGGAAAGCAACAGCGCUCUUCAAGAAGAUGAAAGAGAAAAGAAAGAUGAACUUCAGACAGAGUCGUGGUCAACAAAACAUGAAAUAGCUAAUAGUGAUGGUCUUCAGGACAGCAGUGAGGAGCUGCCACGGAAACUGCUGCUGACUGAAUUUAGGUCAUUGGUUGUCAGUAACCACAACUCCACCUCCAGAAAUCUAUGUGUAAAUGAAUGUGGUCCACUGAAGAAUUUCAAGAAAUUCAAGAAGGCGACAUUUCCUGGGGCAGGAAAGCUUCCACACAUCAUCGGAGGAUCAGACUUAGUAGGCCACCAUGCUCGAAAGAAUACCGAGUUAGAAGAAUGGUUGAAACAGGAAAUGGAGGUAAGUAGAAAGGGAGGCCCCCACACGCGGGAUUGCACUUUAGCCUUUGUGACUCGUCAGUGUGGGAGAUACAUAUGCAUGUGUGAGAGUGAGUGAGGGGGUGCCUGUGCACAGAGGUUGAUUUCAAGAGCCUUUAUUAUUACCCUUUUUUGUAUGUAUUUGUUUAUUUCUGAGACAGGGUCUCUCACUGAAUCUGGAGUGCCAGCUGCUGCUCAGCUGUCCCCUACCUAUCUUUCCCCUAGUGCAAAGAUGACUGUGUGUACCCAGCUCUUACGUGGGUGCCAGGGCUCUCACGCUAGCAUACUUGCACAGCAUGCCCUUCAUCCACAGAGCCAUCUCCCUGGUCCCAAGUAAAUUCAUCUUAAAAGGAAACUUAAGUGACUUUAGUGACCUGAGGCAGGAGCUGAUGCAGAGGCCAUGGAGGGAUGUUACUUUACUGGCUUGUUUCCCCUGGCUUGCUCAGCUUGCUUGCUUAUAGAACUUAGGACUACCAGCCCAGGAAUGGCACCACUCACAGUGGGCCCUCCCCGCUUGAUCACCAACAGAGAAAAUGCCCCACAGCUGGAUCUUAUGGAGGCACUUCCCCAACUGAAGCUCCUUUCUCUGUGAUAACUCCAGCCUGUGUCAAGUUGACACAUAAAACCAGCCAGUACACCAAGGAGAAGGGAGCUGCACCAAACACACACCAAUGCUCCUUGGAUGCUUGGGAGGAGUUAAAUGACGGUGCAGCUGUUGGCCUUUUCCAUCUUCAGUUGCUUUCCCUGGGAGUUAGAGAGGUGCUUCGUGAAUGCUGGGUGCAUGCCGCCAAAUGCUUGGUUUGUUGCCACAGUGGUUUCGGCGUGUAUACAGCUGAUGCACACACACCUGAGCACACCACACAGUGACAUCUUGCCCUAGGCUUAUCCCCACUACCUCCUGUCCGUCAUCUGGACUUUGUUCUGUGUCUGACCUUCUACUCAUGCUGCAAACCCUUAAUUUUCCCAAUCACUGGGCCAGUUCUUAAAGUUUCUGGUGAUGUUGUCACUUCUGUGAGUCAGACAAAAUCUAACGCUGUGCUACCUGACUGGAAUGUGGUCCUCAUUGUGUAGUAGACACUAAGUAAAUACUCAAGAAGUUGGCUUUGACCGUGACUACAUGUGGAAAACAAAUGGAGGGUGUCUUUCUAGGCAGAGGAGAAAUAGGAACAAAACCACUCAGAUUUUCAUAUUUAGGGGAAGAGUCUGUUUGUCCUUCUGUUCUGACUAAGAAAGCAAGCACACAGGGUCCAUGAGGGGGCACGAGGUGGUUAGGAGGCCAGCACACCAAGAGCCAGAUUUAGGGUUUGCACAUUUGAGGGUCAGACUGGGCAGUCGUUUGAGAAAGGAGCCUGCAGCAGGGGCUUUUCCCUGAUCUAACUCUGGUGCGUUAGGAGCUUGGUGAGGCCUUGUGAAAAUUAUUGUGGCCAAAAACUCCUCCGUCCUGAUUUAGCAAGAGGAAGGGAGAUUGCUCGCCUGUCACGCUGCUUUGACUGUUGAUGAUGUGAUUCUUGCACUCUCAACUCACGGUCACUGGAACGACUAUGACUCAGAGCAAGUUAGACAAGUCUCUCUUUAAAUCCCUAAUUAAAAAGUUUAAUUUUGUGGUUUUGCAUGUUUCUGUGUGUGUAUGCAUGCACUUCCAUACUAUCGUAUGUGCCUGGAGGCCAGAGGUCAGACUUUUGGAGUCAUACAGACGUGGGUAUGGAACUCAGCGCAUCAUGCUUGUCAGCAUGCAGCCUCACUCACUGAACCAGUUUCAAUGAAGCCCAUAUUCCAUCGUCGUCCUUGAGCCCAGAACACUGAACUUUCUGCUAAAAAGACUGUUUAGAAACUCAGUAACCUAGCUAUCUGUGUUGAUUGUCUUUGAAAUUGGCUAGACAGUUACUUAACUACAGUCGUGCAGUGAUUUUAGCAUGAAGUGAAAAUAGAGAGGUUGGCUGAAUGGGAAGACUACAGAAGAACACUUGCUGACGAGUGACAAGCUUGUGUGUGGAAAUCUGGAGGUGUUUGCUGCUGAGUAAAUGAGCCACAU